CUACCACUCGACGCUCUAUCCUAGUUCAUAUCAUGAUUUCUACCCAUUACGGAGUGUACCGGCCGUAGCCCAUAAUGAAAGAUCGUAUUCGACCUCCUAGAUGAUUAGCAAUUACUGGCGUGUUUGUACCUCAAUAGCAUCGACACCAUAUCCAACAUCUUCGCCGUAACCUUUGUCGAUGUUGAAUCAAAGUUCGGGAAAAGAAAUUGUGAUCAUCAGACCACUCAGUGUUUCCCUUACACGGAUAUACGAGUCAAUCUUUGACAUCAAUAUUCCUAGCUAGAUUGUGGGAUGCCGUUUCAUCCCUGGUUGCCUGUCGUCGAUAGUGCCUCAACAUAUACCUGGUACCUUAAAAAUUCUUUGUCCCGCUCGUCUGCCAGUUCCUGGUAUCCCUAACCCAGGGACUAGCAAUUCAGGAGAGGCAGGUUGAUUCCGAAUCUUGGAGGAUUCAGGAUCUAAGUCGAGAGCUUCUAUGGUCGACCAACCAAGUCGUUACGACUAUGCUCAUUGUGGAUGGAUCUCCCACCAGCGUCUGGUGUGAAGUUUACGCAACGGCCCCUGUCGAUACAGAUCUAAGCUCUUGGUCAUUCUCGAACUACAACUGCCUCAACAAUGACUGGUCGAUCUCUUGGGGGUAUCAACCCGGAAAUGAUGCUGCAGUUAUGACUGUGGUCUCUCCUGAAAAAGACAAGCGUGCCUUCUUCGGAUUCGAUCACAUUAAUACACAGGCCCAUCUUGGAAAUGCUGGUCCAAGCCAAGUUGAAGUGGUCUAGUUUUCAGAGGAUGAAUGUUACGGGAUGCCUUAGCGGGGACUCAUCCCAUUGCUAGUUUUUGCUUCUUAUCAUUCAUUCACUGUCGAUCAUCUCUUAUUCUCUCUAAUUCCCUGAGAAUAUGAAGUAUGGCCAUAUCAUAAUUAUUUGUGGGUCAUGGUGUGUGGGAAAAGGGGUUGGAAUAAGGUACCUUUAUAUAGGUAUUCAUCUUUGUCGUCAAUGAACAAUUAUUCGUACUAGGACUAUAACCAAAUCUCUACUUGAUUCGAUGGAUUUCAAAUGGCUAAAAGGA
Molecule: messenger RNA, 1062 nt
Organism: Annulohypoxylon maeteangense
Lineage: Eukaryota; Fungi; Ascomycota; Sordariomycetes; Xylariales; Hypoxylaceae
Exons: 4
Coding region: 501-773 (90 amino acids)
Source: RefSeq, a predicted model, not a curated record